Messenger RNA from Malaclemys terrapin pileata, 12822 nucleotides. Its product is annotated as A-kinase anchor protein 17B-like. Bases 856 to 3522 code for a protein of 888 amino acids. The record is from RefSeq and is a predicted model, not a curated record. Gene Ontology annotation, molecular function: RNA binding. Lineage: Eukaryota; Metazoa; Chordata; Testudines; Emydidae. The transcript has 5 exons.
UAAUGGAGAAAAGGGACUAACUCUGGGAGGGUUAAGGACAGAAACUGCUGAGUCAAAGGUGUGCUUUGAGCUGUGUGGAGCAGGACACAUUUCCCAGCCUGGUUAAGUGAACUGGCUGGGGAGCCUUCCUGUGGACAGGCCCCUGGCUGCAGACACCGUUUUCAACUCCAUGUGGUGCAGGCAUGCUUGGUUAGAUCAGCAGCCUUUGAGGACGUGGUGCGGAAAUCAAUCUCUGUCGCAAGCAGCCCAUAGCUACUACCCUGUUUCCCCGAAAAUAAGACAUCCUCCGAAAAUAAGGCCUACUUACAGUUUUGCCUCUCGUUGUAAUAUAAGGCAUCCCCCCGAUAAUAAGACCUCCCCGAUAAUAAGGCAUCCACCGAUAAUAAGGCAUUUUUCAUUUCUGAAAAAUAAGACAUCCCCUGAAAAUAAGACCUAGCGCAUCUUUGGGAGCAAAAAUUAAUAUAAGACACUGUCUUAUUUUCGGGGAAACAGGGUAACACUUCCAGUGCUGCUAGCACCAGUUCAUUCAAAACAGAGCUAGCAGUGGUGGGAAAUAGGCCAACAAUGUCCCUUGUUUAGACAAGAUUUAAAGUAAAAACUCCAAGGAAUAUAGGGCUGGAUCCUGCUCCCACUGACUCAGUGAGAAUCCUGCCCAUGGCUUCAGGUGGAGUAAUAACAGACCCAUAAAUGGCUGGAAAAUGAUCCCCUAUGCUACUUAACUUUCAAUGGUAGUUUGACUCUAGCAGAUAAUCUCCCUCCUCUGCCCCUUGGCCACUAGCUCAGUGUCUGCUCUGGUGAUGAUCUCUCAAUAUGCGUUUGCCUUCAGAAACUGAAAGAUGAGGGGUAUUGGACACAAUGACAAUCACUGUAGUGUAUGAUAACUCUGAAGCUAUGGAGCUCUGUGCUUCUCAGCAUCUGUAUCUUAAACCAGUAGCAAAACUGACAAUCAAUGUGGUGUUUCCAGAACACACAGAAUCUACCCGAUCUUUCUCUAAGUGGGAAGUGAUGGACAAGCUGAAGAACAUGAUUUGUCCAGACCAAUUCACUACUGUUAGGGUUUCAAAGAGCACUAAGGAUUUCAUUCGAUUUGAGGGAGAGGCAGAAAAUAAAAAGUUGAUCCUCACCCUUAAGGAAAAACUGCAUGGAAAGGUAAUAAAACUGAAUGGUUUUAAAGAUGACUUGAAGGUGAUGGCCACCGAGGCACAAGCUGACUUUCCAACUGCACAAGAGUGGGCAUCUUACCUGAAUAAAAGAGAGAUUACGAAUGAAGAUCUUACUGAGCAAACUGCUGAUAUUCCUGAUUGCAUCUAUUUUGAAGGUUUGCCAUGUAAAUGGUUUGCACUAAAGGGCUCAAAUAGUGAAAAGCCGAGUGAAGAUGUUUUAAGAGUGGUGUUCGAAAGCUUUGGAAAGAUUAAGAACAUAGAUAUCCCUAUGCUUGAUCCUUAUAGAGAAGAAAUGGUGGGAGGAAAUUUAAAUAACUUCCUUUUUGGAGGUCUACAGACAUUUGAAGCUUUUGUCCAGUAUCAAGAGUACACGGCUUUUGUGAAAGCUAUGGAGUCACUUAGGGGAAUGAAGCUGAUGUUUAAAGGGGAUGAUGGAAAAGCUCUGGCAUGUAACAUGAAGGUGACUUUUGAUACAACCAAACAUUUCAGCAAAGGAGCUAUCAAAAAGAGAAGGCUGGAAAGACAAAAGCUGCAAGAGCUAGAGCAAGAAAGAAAAAGGGAAAAAAAGAGAGAGGAAGAGGAGGCUGCAAGAAAAAGACGUGAUGAUGAAAAAAUUGCUCGAGAAAGAAAAAGGAAGGCUAAGCUCAAGAGGAGAGAACCCAGGCAGAUAGAUCGGGAUGAGAAACGCCCAAGAAAGCAGCAGAAGGUAACAGCUGAAGAAGAGCAGAGGCCAGAGAAUAUGCCUGAAUGGGAAGAGAGGAAAUAUCUACUAGCUCAGAGAAGAGUGGAGUCUAUAAGGCUGCUUACAGUGCUGUUAAGCCGAGUAAAAGAUUUUGCACAGUUGACCAGCCAAAAAGUGGAGCCCUUGCUGUACCCUGAAGAGAUAAGAAAGGAUUGCUUUCCUGAGACGGAGUUCCAAAAUGCACAGACAGAGCAGAGAGAAUCCCGUUAUCUUCUACACAAAGAACUGAAGGAUAAGAAAAAAUUUAGCUGUCAGUUCUUCCAAACGGAUAACACCUCUUUUAGUGAGGAAGAGGUGCCAAGUAAUCUACCUGCCUCACCUUGUCAUCUUGUGAGAACGAUCUUAAAUGAUCCAACUGCAGCAGCAAGCACUGGUAAAUUAACUGGCAGGGAUGAGUACAGCUCCCUUGGCUGUGGGUCUUUACAGAUUACAGUUACUCAAGACUGCAAGGUUAUAGAAUCCCUUGAGAGAGAAGACUGUCCUCCUUUGAAGACAGUACACUCUGGAAAAGGGUACUGCAAAAAGCAAAAGAUUUAUGAAACUGACGAGUUUAUACAUUAUUUAUUAAACUAUUAUCAAACUCCAAGCUACGCACGUGUCUGCCUAGAGCCAAAAAGCACCGUUAGCAAGUCUUGGUGGCAGAGGAUAGUGUCUGAUAAUGGGAAUGGCUUUCAGAUCCACUUGAAGAACAAAUAUGGGGGACGCUUUACAGAAGUGAGUUUUGUACAAAACCCCGACAAGGGAAAUUGUAGCGGGGAUGAUAAUUAUAGAUGGGAGAUCACGAUUCGGAAAUCUGAGCCUACAGAGAGUGUGUCAAAAAACAACGCCUAUGCUGGAGGGUUUACAACAAAGUUCCAAGUACAGUGGAAUGACUCACUUGAUAUUGCUAAUUUACCAUAUGCUGAAUUUAAUAAUUCUUCUUUUGGAGGCAUUAAUACUAGUCAGGAUAAAAAAUCCAAAGACGACAAUAACAGAAGAGAAGUUGCCCCAGCAUACACACCCUCAGGCUCUGCAUACAAAUUCAGGGAUUUAAUGGAAGAGAUCAGUAGUGAUUCUGAGUAUUUUAGUGAGGCAAAGAGAACAGAAAGAAGAUAUAAAGAUGUUUACAGUGAUGGCAAUAAAACAUGGUCCCUCCCAAGAGAGAUGGAGAGAAAAUUCCUUGUCUGUGUUAAAAACGUAGGUCAAAAUUGUCCAGAAAAUGAAUCCAGCAAAUGUAGCUUCUGUUCAAAUUCUGCCCCUGGUGGCUUGACAAAGCAGUGUAGACAUAAGCUUAAAAAAUCACACAAGAGAUGCAGUAGUAAAUUGAGUCACGAAGGGCGAAAAAGUGAGUGGAAAUCCAAUGAAGAGGCGAUAAAUACCCCCAAAAAGAAGAAAAAGAGAAAAAAGCCCUCCCCUGACAUUUUACCUGAUGAACAUGGCUUCUCUGAAAUGGAGAGUUGGAGACAGUUGGAAUCUCUAAAAAAGAUACAGAGAAAAUGUAGCAAAAUGUUUCACCAUAAGAUGAAAUUCAAAACCCUUCAUGUGAUGGCAGCAGCAUCAAAAGAGGCCAUCCAUGCUGAUGCCUCUCUGCUUCAAAGAUCUCACCAAAGGGCCGGUGAGGUGGGGGAAGUGAAAUAGAACCAAGACGACACUCCUCAGUUUGACAGGUUUAAGGAUUCUGUGCAGAAUUAUGGUUACUGACACAAUCACUCUGGCAGUCAAGCUCACCUAACGGUUGAAAGUAGUUUAGAAGGCGGAGACGCUGAUUCCUCUGACCCCUAAAGAGCUUGACAGUCGUUUAGUGCAGCAGCACUCUUUGGGGUGGGAGACUGGACCACAGCACCACGCCUGGUCCCUGGAGGAUGCCUGUUUGCAUUUGGGUGGCUGUGAGAGUAUGCUGUAGCUACACCCCUACGCAGCCAGGUUAGAAACGGUCUGGAGAUAUCACCUUUGUCUAGGUGCUGCUUCUCCUGGUGGCAGAAGCCACCGUCAUUCUUAUUUAUCCUGACCUGGGAACCUAAGAAAUCCUGCCACUGAAGUGGAGCAAGAAGAGGCUCCCAAGGACCUGGGCUAAGGUUUAAAUUAAUAAAAGGGGAGAGCAAGGGGAGACCAAUCAGCUCCCCUCCUUCUCUGGUUGGCCAAUGGAUGAGAGCCUCUGGAGGAGGGGUCAUCCUGCAUUCCUCCAGCAUCUGCUCCCCACUGCCUUCUGGGGCUGUCCCAAUCACAGCCAUCAAGUUUCCACCUGUUGAGCUAGGUGAGUUGCAGUCUUCUCAUGGCAGUGAAAGAUUUGCAAAGAACGAUGUAAAAGCUGAAAAGUAGAAUCUUUGACCACCUAACUGGAUGGCAAUGUAUCUAUCUCGAAUACAUGCACACUAGCAAAUCUAUGCCUAUCCUGUUAUGCUUGUUAAGAUUUAUUGGGGAUAAGCAGUGCACACUCACCAGCUCAUCACAUUUUGGAAGGAGAAUAUGUGCAAUUCUGAAGAUCAGUAAAAUAAUGUGGUGGCUAAAACUACAGUUCUAGAGACACAUUACUGUGGGAAAAUUAACUGAGAAAGAACACAGUGUACAGCACAGAUGGGGAUGAACAUACUGUUCAAACUGACUGAGGCACUGUACAUUUGGCCUUCUGAUCUCCCAACAGGAAUGAAAUAAUUCUCCCUUUUGGCUUUCCCCUUUGAAUCUUGAUUCAGUCUAUUAUGCUUUAGCUACAUGGCUGCAUCACUCCAGCAUCUUUUUCUGGGAAAAUCUCCUUCAAAUAACUUGUUUUUCCGCCUUAUCUACAGGAGAUGAGAGGAAAUUAACACUGAGGAAAGAGAUGGAUGCAGAUGUUGGAGGAUGUCCUGUUGAGUUAAUUUAGACAAAUCCAUGCUCUGAUGCUGCCUGUGGAGCAGAACCCAAAAGAGAAUGCUGAAUAGUUGCUAGCUAAUGGCAAUGGGGUCUUGAAGCUGCUCACAAAAGUCCCCCCACCCCCAAAAGGCCUUUUAUAUGGGUCUAAGAAGUGAACUGUAAGGUCAGGUCUUUAGUGCAGUGGUUCCCAAACUUGUUCCGCCACUUGUGCAGGGAAAGGCCCUGGCGGUCCAGGCCGGUUUGUGUACCUGCCGCGUCCACAGGUUUGGCCGAUUGUGGCUCCCAGUGGCCGCGGUUCGCUGCUCCGGGCCAAUGGGAGCUGCUGGAAGCGGUGCGGGCCGAGCCGCCGCUUCCAGCAGCUCCCAUUGGCCCGGAGCAGCGAACCGCGGCCAGCCGAACCUGCGGAUGCAGCAGAUACACAAACUGGCCCGGACUGCCAGGAGCUUUCCCAGCCCAAGCGUCGGAACAAGUUUGGGAACCACUGCUUUAGUGAUUAUAGGCAGUCUAAAAUAGUCUGUUUUGUUUAGACUCCUUUAAUGCAUGCUGGAGUGGUAGGACAGUGAAACAAUCUAGUUAGUACAAGCUACAAAAAUAGAAUCUGUAUGGAUUUGGCAUUGAUAUGAAAAAAGACCAAAAAGUUACCCAAGUGCAUGACACAAGCUAUUGUGAACCAAUUGCUGAGAGUUUUGAAGCUUAAUGGGUUGAAACCUCUGAGUGACCACCCAGCUAAGUCCAGGGGAGCCAUAAAACAUUUGCAUUCUGUUAUCUAGUAAUUAUUAUACAGUUGAAUUGAUUGUGCAUAAAACCACUUAUACAUAGAUGGGAUAAAUCUUUAAGUAACCAUAUAUUCAGAGUGGCUCCUCAGUCAUAUUGUUAAUAUGAUGGGAUGGCAAGAGGGUGGGGUAUGGCAACCUUGCAAUUCAGUUGUCAGAAAAAAAUAGAAAAAGGAAAAAAAGGUGAAAACUUGCAGUGAGUUUCUAAAUUAGAGAAAACACACCCUAGUACAUGUUAACCUUCUCCGAGCAGCUACACUGGGAAAGUUCCUCAGCAUUCUGUUAAAAUUCUAGGAAUGAGCCAGAAAACUUGACAUUUUCUUGGGCUGAUCUAAAUCAUUACACUGCCACUAGAUUUAGCAUUCCUGAGAUGGUGAGUGAGGAUAUUCCAAACAAAGCUCUAAAUGCUGAACAAUGAAAGGGGAUUAUUUCAGCAUGUUGACCAUCAGCAUGAAAGGUUACCUUCAAUACAGGGUGAAAAUUGUUUUCAGGAUUUCUAAAACGGGCCUUUCUGGAGGCACAAGCACUGAGACAGCUACUUAGUUCAAGGUAGUUUACAGAUAAUUCCCAGAGAAGACUUCAUUUUCAAAAUGUUGCUAACUUUUAUAAAUCUCUGCUGCAUGGAGACAUAAUGUGAAAAUGCAUACUAGAAGCUUGGACUAAUAUCUACAUAUAUUCAGUUCUCUCUAUUUAGAAGAUAGCCACAGCUGCUCUUGGACAAAGUCCCUCAUGAAGAUGUAGAUGGAAAUGGAACAGAUUCUGGUCUGAAUUUAGACCAACAUACUUACUGUUUCAAGUUUCAUUUUAGUAUGUUUUAUUUAUUACAUGUCAAGAUACUAAAUGUGAUGUAGCUCCCUUCAUUACAUAGCAUAUCAUUCAUGUUUGUAACCUCUGCUCUAAUAAAGUAGUAGUAAAAAUGUUUGCAGUUAUCAUUCAUGUUAUGUUGUGUUUCCCACCGCAUCGUUCAAUAAUGGUGACUUCUACAGCCUUCUAAGCCAGGUUUUACCCCCGUCUAUUCUUAUUGUUAAAAACACGUUCAUAUGUUGAGUGCCUUUUUCAGGUUCCCAGUAAUCAAUGACAAAUGGUUGCUACUCAAAGUACUGUUAUGUAUGACACCUUUUUGUUUGAAGACAGCUUCUUGCUGAGAAUAUUGUCUAUAUACUUUGGAAAACUUAUGCCCCCUGUCUGUCUUGCUUUUUAUAUAGUUGUAAUGAAGACCAACUAUUGCAAUUGUUUACCAUGUAAAUAUCUCUGUUCCACUAUGGUGACAUAAGUGUUUUUCCUUGAUGCAAUAUUUACAGCCACAAAAAGCAAACUUUUCUCCCACUGAUCCCGAAAUGGCUAUUUAUGUGCAUAGGCUUAUGCACAUUGCAUUAUAUAAUUCACACACUUACAGGUAAGGAAGUGACUUUAUCUAGAACUGGAACUAAAUAUUUCUGUAAUUUUCUGAUGGUUUUGCACCAGGCUGUCAUCCCACUUAAAAGCAAAUAAAUAUACUGAUUCUUUACUUGCUUCUUGCACCACCUUGAUUCAUUUACAAACAAGCAAAUCCUGAAUUUGAAAUUUUCAGUUUAGAUAAUAAAACACAAAUAAAGUGAAUAAAAUGUAAUAUGUGCACUUUAAAAUGAAAAAUGCCAAUCUGAUUGGUUUUACUUCAUCAUAUUAAGAUAUGAAAUAACUUGAUAUGAUUUCAGCAAACUCUUUCCUUAGUAGUUUAUAGAUUGCAUUCUUUAGAUCCUACCCCCCCCCCCUUUUUUUUUUUUUAAUUAAUUUCCUUACCUUUCUUCCCAGACACACACACUACCUGAGCCCCUGUAGUUCCAUAUUUUGGACUGUUCCGCAUGAUUUGUGUUUCAGAGGUCAAUAGUCAUUUACAUGGCUUUUGUAAAAUAACUACAGAAUUUUUUAAGAAUUUGCUUGUAAACUUUAAAAAAAAAGUUUGUUGAUGUUUUCUGGUUAAACUUGUAUAUUGAUGUUGCUCAGGAAUAAGAUGUAAUGUCUUAAUUAUGAAAGUUAAAGAAUAAAAUGUAUUUUUAUUUGAUGUAAAUCUCUUAAAUGUUAAUGUAUAAUAUAUUAAACUAUGAAAAGUAACUUUCAGGUGGCUAAUGAUCAGGCAUGCACUACAGUUGCUUACAUAAUUCCAUGUAAUUCCGUUAGUUAUUUGUAUUGCAUUGGCACCUAUCUAUGCUAGGACCCCAAUCUGUUAGGCGCUGUAUAAACACAGAACAAAAAGAUGGUCCCUGUCCCCAAAGAGCUUACAACCUCAGUAAGAUACUUGCAUGAAAUGGUUAGAAUACUUGAACUUCUGUUAUAAAACGGGCAUUAAGGACUAGAUGCUGAGGGGUUGCCACUCACCAUUGGAGUCAGGUGGAGUUUCCGCUAUUCAGCACUUCCCUAAGCUGCCUAAAAUGUGUUAGCUAGGUCAUAACCCAGUUUUAGGCUAAUACACCAUGUUACACAGUAACUGGCUAGUGGGUUGUGCCUCAGGUGUGCUUAAGGUCAGAUCCUGAAGGGUAAAUUCAGUGGAUAUUGUAGAUGAUCAGGCCCUUUUUAGAAGUGGAAAUGAACCAAGUCCAUUACAUACUUGCCCAACUUGCUUUGAAAUAAAGCUAGUCACGUACCAAAACAACCAAAUGUGUUUGGUACAUAAAUAAUGUGAUCUGGGAUAGGGAGUACAAUAAACCCGAAGGACAAAAAUGCUUAGUGUGAUUCUGCCACACACCUGCAAAGCUGUGACUGGAGCACUCAGGGACCAAGCAGACAGCUGCUCUCUACCUGUAUUGUAACCUCUUUGCAACAAGGAGCACUCAACUCCUCAGCUGGAGAGCUUCUGUUCAGCUACAGGAUAGGUGAGGAGGAGUGAGAGAACCUGUCUUCUGCAAACCCACUCUUGGACAGCUCUACUUGAAUUAUCAGUUUAAAUUUCCAGCAGUUGCUGCAUGUUAUGGUACAGCAAGGCAGCAGGUGAAAUAAACGAGACAAUUAAAAUUGGUUUUUAAAAUGCAUUUGGGUGGGUGAGGUAAUAUUUUUUAUUGGAUCAACUUUUGUUGGAGAGAGAGACAAGCUUUUGAGCUUACACAGAGCUCUUCUUCAUGUCUGGGAAACUAGUGCAGAGUGUCACUGCUAAAUCUGUUCCACCUUGUAUUUACCUGGAGACAGUUAGUUUCCUAGCCCUGAAGAAGAGCUCUGUGGAAACUCAAAAGCUUGUCACUCUCACCAACAGAAGUUGAUCCAGCAGAAGAUGUUCUCUCACCUAGUUUGUCUGUCUACUGUCCUAGGACUGACAAAGCUACAACACACCACUGUGUAUUUUAAAACCAAGAAAUAUGAUCUAAGAAUAGUGUUAUUUUUUACUGCAUUUCUGCUCUGCUUGAGGAGACAUUUCCUUUUAACUUUUGUACUAGCUCUGAUAUGAUGUAACCUGGCUCAAAGAUAAGUGAAUUUAAUCUUUACCUUCAUUUUUCCAGGUAAAGUGAUCAUGUCCCCCUUGUGAGGCGUAGCCUAGGUAUUGAACAAAAAUGCAAAAGAAAGGAGGACUAGAGGUGUGAAAAAGCACCAAGGCUCCACUUGUUUGAAAAAGGGAAAACUUAGUCAUAUCUAGGAAGUAAGGUUAACAAUGGCUGUGGCAUUUGUUCUCAUUUAGCACCCCUUUACAAGCCAAAACUUUACAUAAAUUUCCCCACUUGUAUCUAAAUGACUAAUGUAAGAAUGACUGGCAAGAUUUCUUUAUCAAUGAUUUAACAGCCACUCUCUGGGUUGGCUCAGGCAGUAGAAAAGAGGGAAGAAAUAAUCCAGGUCCUUUCCACAUAACUGAGUACCAUUUGACAAACAUUUGCCUUGCAUUCAGACUCUGCCACUUUAUGUUGAUUUAACAAACAAACUGGUAUCAAAUUGUGCACACAGAGUACAAGAGCAUGUGGGGCAAAAUGCUGAAGGGUAGCAGGUUACAAAUGGAAUUCGUAGCACACAGUGUACUGGAAGAUCUAGUAAAUAUAAGGAUUCAGAUGUAAAUCCCCUUUCAUUGUAUAGAUUUUUUUUUAAAAUCCAAACAACGCAUAAACAUGAAGCCUUUCAGCCCCACCUCAGUCUUGUGUGACUGCUUACAUAACUUUUCCUGUGACCAUUCAUUCCUGAAGCAUACUUUCUUACAUAAUUAGAGAACUUAAGGUAAUGCCUACUUACAGAUAAUUAGUUAAGGGGUAGAUUCAAAGCCUUUGGAGGUUUAUGGCCCUUACAGAGCAGCUGCUAGUGAACCAAGGCUGCUUGGAGAGGAGAGUAGGUAGGUUUUUCUUUUUCCAGAAUUCUACACCUCUCUCUAUAUUAUACAUGCCCACAGCAAUUCUGUCCCUAUUCCCCAACAGUUCAGACUAGGGUGAUUAUUUGGAAAGACUCAACAACUGCUAAUCUGCAUGAUGCUCUGUUAAUCUGAAAUUUGUUCAAUUACCUGGUGUGCUUCUUAGCACUUAGUCACAGUAGCUGGUGAUAGUUGGAAAAGGAGAUUACGCCACAGCAAAUGCAGAUAUCGUUUGUUUGUCCACUUCCCCUAGCCGUGUUUAUCAAGAGAAAACAUCAGCCAUUUUAUGAAGCAAUUCUCCCUUCCCUUGCCAAAAAUUUAGAACAUCACACAUUGGCUUUACUAGAAGUGGUACCUGACCCCUACCACAUUGUACACUUUCUUCCUUCUGUUGAAUUGCCAUCAUAGUGCAUUAGACAGAUCAAUUCUUACUUAAGCCUGGUCUACACUGGGUGGGGGGGAAGAGGGAGGAGGAAAUCGAUCUAAGAUACGCAACUUCAGCUACGAGAAUAGCGUAGCUGAAGUCAACGCAUCUUAGAUCGACUUACCUCCCGUCCUCACAGUGCGGGAUCGACGGCCGUGGCUCCCCUGUCGACUCUGCUUCCGCCUCUCGCCCUGGUGGAGUUCCGAAGUUGACAGGGAGUGCGUUCAGGGAGCGAUUUAUUGCGUCUAAACAAGACACGAUAAAUCGAUCCCCAAUAGAUCGAUCGUUACCUGCCGAUCCCGCGGGUAAUGUGGAUGUACCCUUAAAUAAGUGCUUACUUCCUCAAAGCAAUUUACAGAGUGAGGGUAAGUAUCAUCUCCAUUUUAUAGACAUGACAACUGAAGCACAAGUGUUACAUGACUUGUGUAAGGAUCUAAAGAGAGUCAAUAAGUCAGGUCUCUGGAUCCAGUCCUAGACCAAACUACUGUUCACAGACAGUACAUUAUACUCCUAGGAUGCUAGUCACAAAGCUUGUUCUCGUGUAGAUCACCAUUCAGAAGGUUUUAUAAUUUUGUUGCAGAUCCCCCCCAUGCUGGAAUUGUGUCCUCAAUUCACAUGUGCCACAUGUAGAAUAUUUUUCUAUAUAACAUACACAAUUUAGGAAUAUUACUCAAAAGUGUCUUACAUGCAGCUACGGGUGGAACUCAAAAGUUCUCCCACCCAAGAAAUAAUGGAGCAAAGAUGGGGAGUUAAUUUUGGAAGCGCAACAUAUUAAAGCCAAAAUAAUGUUUUUUGCAUUUGAACUCUAAAACGGGUGAAGUUCAAAUCAAGGAAAUCAAUAGGCCCAGGGCAGCUUCUGAGCUGGGCAAGCACACACCAAUCCUGUCAGCUCUGCCUCAAGUUUAUAUUAACCAGACAGGCUACAACUGGAAACUCAUCUUUACCGGGGAGCCAGGCUGAGAUGUUGGCACAGCUGUGAAGAGGCUUGUUAACAGCUGCUGAAAGCCCAGGUCAGGGGAAGAUCAUUGGUUUGGGGGGUAGGGGAUGUACAUGUACAUUGUGUUUGCAAAGUUCAUUCUGAUUUUUGGUGGUUUCGUUAAAUUAUUGCUAUUUUCCUUGAGUUUCAUAUAAAACCUGCCCACCCCUCACUUCUGGGGAAGAGCCCCCCGUGACCAUGAAGGUUUUUUAGGGGCUGUCAGGCAAUUUUUUAACAUUCCAAAACCCACGUUGGGGCAGUGGCCACUGUAUUGUAUUUGAAAAUAGGUUUUUAGUUUUGCUUUAACCUAUACACAAGUCAAGUGUAUAACCUGCUCUACACUACAGUUAAGUCUACAGAAGCUGCCUUAUGUUGACCUAAGUCAGUGUACACACCUACAGCCUUGCUUCCGCCGCUGUAAGUGCCCUACACCAACGCAACUCCACUAGAGGCAUAAGUGGAGCCGUGAAAUUGACAAGAAAGCCUGGCUCCCCAGCUGGGCUGACCCCCAGGCUCGCCGCUGGGAGCUCUGCUUCCCCCGGGGUCCCGGCUCCCCCGAGGCUCCCAGCUUGGAGCCCGGCUCCCCCUGCAGGCUCUCGAUUCCUGCUGGAAGCAUGGCAGCCAACUGGACUGUGGGCGCAGAUCUCCCUCCUAGAAGUGAGAAACCCCAGCUGGGAGCAGGAAGGCUCCCGGCAGGGAUCUGCGUGGAGCUGAGAGCACUGGCUCUCAGCCCCCUACACUGCCCCUCUUCCAUUGAUGAAAGUGCUCCUGAUGAGUGCACGUACCACUGACAGAAGGAGGGUAGGGUGGACAUCAGCCACUGCCGUUAUUACUAACUUAGGUUGACUAAAGAUUGUAGCGUGGACAUGCCCUUGGUUUAUUAAAAUCUUAGCAAUGGCAUAAGAAGCACAUUAGAUCACUUGGAAGCAGACUGUUGAUCUCAUUAAGCUCACUUGAAGGCAUCCAAACCUUCAACUUCUAUGUUUUUCUUGCUAUACACCGUUAAUGCUUACUUGAGCCUUUUUGUUGCACAGCUGUAGAUCUGCAACAACAAAGCAGGUUUUAUAGCCAUGCUGGAGUACAAUCUUGUCAACUGCACAUUCAUUAAUCAAAUGUUCAGAUAAAAUUAGUAUGUUUCAAACCCCAUCCAGAGGCAUUCAGCUCACACUGGCUAAGGUUGAAUAUGGAGUGUCCAAAGUGGAGAUUGUACCUAUUAAGCAUUGUCCCUGUUCACAUGACAGACUGGAAACAAUAUAUAAAUACAUACCUGAAAUUCAGAAUGCUAGGGACUAGAAAUUUUCAUUUGGUCCCUUUAGAUAAAAUAAAGAAAUACCACCACUAUGUAAGAAUUUUAUUGUCUGCCUGUAACAAGUAAAAGCACUUUUCUGAUUUGAGAUAAAACCAUUAGAAGUAGUCUACAAGGAGUAUAAAUGGCUUUAAAAAGCAACACAAAGCCCAUAACUAGUUUUACAUUAGCCUAGCCCCUCCCUACAUGGUUCAUAGAAUAAUAUUUUAGCAAGCUACCUGUGCAAACAACUGCCCUCUUUGUUUUAAGGCCUAGUGUUACAAAAAGACAAAUGCCAUCAAAGUGGUUCCCCGAGUAUGGAUUGAGAACAGUCAUUCU